Nycticebus coucang (slow loris) is the source of this 6340-nucleotide messenger RNA. RefSeq names its product UDP glycosyltransferase 8 (gene UGT8). The record is from RefSeq and is a predicted model, not a curated record. Gene Ontology annotation, molecular function: UDP-glycosyltransferase activity. Bases 2455 to 4080 code for a protein of 541 amino acids. NCBI's taxonomy places the organism in Eukaryota, Metazoa, Chordata, Mammalia, Primates, Lorisidae. The transcript is spliced from 6 exons.
AGAGAAAGGGAAUCUCACUGGUUUCUCACUCUUAGCAUUUAAAAUGCAUUUUAAAAUUCAACUAUUUAUACAGUGUUUUAAGUUAGAGAAUGAUCUUUCUAUGAAGUGCUGUGAGAAAUUCAACAAUCAUUACAGAAUAUGGAAGAUAACAGGCAGACCACAAUAUGGGCAUAUACACAUAUAUUUAGUAAUACCUUUUCCAUCCAUAAAUCCGACAAAAAUCUUAUAGGAUGGCUAGUUUACAUGAUUUUUAACUACAAGGAUGUGGCUUAAAUUUUAGAAAGAAUUUUAUAACAUAAAAGAAAAAUUUAAGUUAUUACUUUAAUUCCAAAUGAUCAAAUUUUUACCAAGAGUUUAUAUAUGCAUCACCAGAAAGCUUGCAACUGAAGCAUGACACUUAAGAAAAUAAAAAUUCUAAAGUAAAUGCUUAAAUUGCCAUUUGUUAAUUGUUACCUAUAUGUAAUGUUUAAUGUCUGUUUCAGUUUUCCUAGUGCAAUUUAAAUUAGAAAUAAAUAUAGAGUAUGGUGUUCUCCUUAGGUCAGGUAGAAAGAUGAGGAAAACAUUCCUUGCGCUUUAUACAUAGGGAAUAUUUUCAAAUUUCUAAUCUUCAAAGAUUAUCUUUUUUUGAAAUCAUCAUUUGAAAAUCACUCUAUUGCUAUACAUUCUUUUUCUUUUCUUUCGUUCUUUUUUUUUUUGCAAUUUUUGGCCGGGGCUGGGUUUGAACCCACCACCUCCAGCACAUGGGGCCAGUGCCCACCCCUUUGAGCCACAGGCAUCACCCCUUUCGUUCUUUUUUUGCAGUUUUGUCCAGGGCUGCGUUUGAACCCGCCACCUCUGGCAUAUGGGCCAGCGCCUUACCCCUUUGAGCCAGAGGCGCCACUCUGCUAUACAUUCUUGAGUAUAUGAACUUCAAUAAAAUAAGAAAAGCAGUAAAUAUUAGAGUUUAAAACUUUAUCAUUAAAUAAUAUAUACAGUAAAACAUAAUUUACAUUUUCCCAUCUAAGUGCAGAAAAUCCCACUCUAUUUCUUCAUCUCUCUUUGGAGCAGGAAAGAAUGACCUGACUCUGUAUUUUGUGUUUUCCAACGUUUAAACAUGAACAACGUUUUUGUUCAGAGGCUGCAUCGCAAUUUCUGGAAUUUAUGACCUUUGUGAGUUUUGCUUUUCUAGAAGGUGGAACAUAAACAAUUCAGUUCACAUCCCAUAUAUAUAAAAUACAUACAUAAACACACAAUAUAUAUUACAAAGCUGAUCAGGCUCAGAGGAAGACUGAACAACACUAGUCUUUCCUGAUUUCCACGAUAUAAUCUACAUCAGAUGCUGGGAGGCAGUUGGCCUCUCCGGGCUGAGGCACCACGGGGGGGCUGCUCCGAGCAGACUUUGGGCAAAGCUGUUUGCUGGACCAGACGCCAACUUGGCAAGGUUAUACUGCUGGCGAACACAUAUUAGACAGAAUAAUGUCUCCACAGACUCAACCAAGCCAAACAUAAACGGCCCUUUCAGCACGAGUCUAAGAGGAGGGAUGUUAUUGUGCCCGACAACCCAAUCUACUUUUAACGGGAUCCCCCAAACCCGAGUUUCCUAAUGCCAUCUGCCUCACAAGGCUCAGAAUUGAAGCCCAGGUUGGCGUCAGGACAAGUGCCAAAGCAUCCGCCCCUUUCUUUUACAUAACUUCUCCACCCACUUGCCAAGUGCAACUUUUGAAUGGAUUCAGGAGUAAGGCAGGAUAUCUAGGAAGCCGAAGAGGUGAGAAAAAGCACGCUGGCAACGCGCAGGGUUCGCUGCCCUGGCGUGAAGAAAAAAAGGCGGGCGCGGGGACAGGCGGCUGGUGGCACGGGACACGCCUUGCUCGGGGGGAAAGGGGGCGGGGGUCACGUGCCAGUCACAGGGUUCUCAGCUCCCGCGCGCCAGGGGGGCUCGCCAGCGUCCUAGGCUGCCCGCUGAUCACCGCUGGGAAGGCGAGUAUCCAGGUCCGGGCACUGUGCCCCUCGUGCAGCCUGAGACCGCGUGGCACGAAGGCGCGUCGGCAUCCAUGCGGGUCCGGGAACUAGAGGCACUCGUAGCCUGAGGCGUGUGAUGUGAGGCUGAGCGUGUGGCGGCCCGCGUCGUGUCCCGCUGAACCCGGCGCGGGAGGACAGGGGCGCGCUCCAACUCUGCUGGCCGCGCGCGGGGCGGGGCGGGGCGCGGCUGGGGGGACCGGCAGCCCGAGGGGAGCUGCGGUGGAGCAGGCGCGCUGCGGACCCGAGGGAGGGCAUGGUUAAAGCACUGCUAUCAACUGCGAGCCGAAAGAACCCCUCCUAAGCCCACACAGUAACUCUCCAGCCUCCCUCACGCCCCCGAACCACCGAAGGCGGCGACACCUGAUCCAGCGCACAAACACGGGUCCCUUCUGUUCCGGAUACAAUUACGCGGCAGAGACACACUAGGACUCACGCAGAGCAGCCAAGAGACAAGCUAUGAAGGCUUACACUUCAUAUUUCAUGCUCCUGUGGAGUGCUGUUGGGAUAGCAAAGGCUGCCAAAAUCAUCAUCGUGCCGCCAAUUAUGUUCGAAAGCCAUAUGUACAUUUUCAAGACGCUGGCCUCAGCCUUGCACGAGAGAGGCCACGAUACAGUGUUCCUCCUCUCAGAAGGCAGAGACAUCGCCCCAUCUAAUCACUACAGCCUCCAGCGCUACCCAGGGAUCUUUAACAGUACCACCUCGGAUGCUUUCCUGCAGUCAAAAAUGCAGAAUAUUUUCUCUGGGAGAUUAACAGCAAUAGAACUGUUUGAUAUACUGGAUCACUAUACUAAGAACUGUGACAUGAUGGUUGGCAACCAUGCCCUGAUCCAGAACCUGAAGAAAGAAAAGUUUGACCUGCUGCUGGUGGACCCCAAUGAUAUGUGUGGGUUUGUGAUAGCUCAUCUUCUGGGGGUUAAAUAUGCUGUAUUUUCAACCGGCCUUUGGUAUCCUGCCGAAGUGGGAGCUCCCGCUCCCUUAGCUUAUGUUCCAGAGUUUAAUUCCCUCCUCACAGACCGCAUGAACUUGCUGCAAAGGAUGAAAAAUACCGGCGUUUACCUCAUUUCCAGAUUAGGGGUCAGCUUUCUGGUUCUUCCCAAAUAUGAAAGGAUAAUGCAGAAGUACAACCUGCUGCCCCAGAAGUCCAUGUAUGAUUUGGUUCACGGGUCCAGCCUGUGGAUGCUGUGUACUGAUGUAGCCCUGGAGUUUCCAAGACCCACUCUGCCUAACGUGGUUUAUGUAGGAGGAAUCCUAACCAAACCGGCCAGCCCGCUACCAGAAGAUCUCCAAAGGUGGGUAAAUGGUGCUAAUGAACAUGGCUUUGUCCUGGUGUCUUUUGGAGCCGGUGUGAAGUAUCUGUCAGAAGACAUUGCUGACAAACUGGCAGGAGCUCUGGGGAGAUUGCCUCAAAAAGUGAUUUGGAGGUUUUCUGGACCCAAACCAAAGAAUCUGGGAAACAACACUAAGCUCAUAGAAUGGCUACCACAAAAUGACCUGCUCGGGCAUUCAAAUAUUAAAGCCUUCCUGAGCCAUGGUGGUCUGAACAGUAUUUUUGAAACCAUGUAUCAUGGUGUGCCUGUAGUGGGGAUCCCACUCUUUGGAGACCAUUAUGAUACAAUGACCAGGGUGCAGGCGAAGGGCAUGGGGAUAUUACUCGAAUGGAAGACAGUUACUGAAGGAGAGCUCUAUGACGCACUGGUGACGGUUAUCACUAAUCCCAGCUACCGCAGGAGGGCUCAGAAGCUUUCGGAAAUUCACAAGGAUCAACCGGGCCACCCUGUCAAUAGGACUAUCUACUGGAUAGAUUACAUUCUCCGUCACAACGGAGCCCACCACCUGCGUGCCGCAGUCCACCAGAUCUCUUUCUGUCAGUAUUUUUUACUGGAUAUUGCCUUUGUGCUUUUGCUUGGUGCUACCUUGUUUUACUUCCUCUUGUCCUGGGUGACAAAAUUUAUCUACAGAAAAAUCAAAAGCCUAUGGUCUAGAAAUAAGCAUAGCGCAGUGAAUGGACAUUACCACAAUGGAAUCCCCAAUGGCAAGUACAAAAGAAACGGCCACAUUAAACAUGAAAAGAAGGUGAAGUGAGCCAAUAGCCCGGGGCACAGACACGAAUCUGUUCCGUCAUCGUCAUCGGAUGGUUGUCACCAUUAUUUAGUCUAAUAGCUACUAAAAGCAAAACAUCGGUAAACAAUUCUAACACCCCCUUAUCAGAUUUUACUAAUGAAAUUCUGUGGAAUUAAGAUAGCUGUAAAAAGCACAAACCUAAAAGGCAAAAAUGUGUUUUAAUCAAAUACUGAUACAGAGAGUUUUGGCACUGAACAUUGUAGAAGCCUUAAUUAUUUAAAUCAACUAAGUGAACCCAUGUCAGGCCUUAGUUUUAAAUCUUGAUAUGUUUGUGUCCCCAAAUAAGGAAUGGUUUCAUUUUCUUAAUAAGAAUUUUUUGUGUGUGUGUGUGCGCGCGCGUGUGUGUCCUAAUUAAGAGAAAUUUUUUAGCAGCUGCUUGCUAUAUUUGUUGAAGGUACACCACAUUCAGGAAUGAAUUAGAAAGAUAGGAUCCAAAUGUCUCCCUUCUGUCAUUUAAUGUAUGUGAAUUCAGAGCACUACCACGAACGAACACUUUUCCCUCGAAACUGGACACAGAGGAAGAUAAUGCAAAGAUAAAAGGAACAGUUUUUUUGUACUUUUUGUUUGUUUCAGUUGUUUUGUGUUUGUUUUCCUUUUGUUACAGACUAUGGACACUAUUGGGGGAAAAUAUGUAAUUAAGUAAAUGUAUAUUUGUUGUCACAUUUUACUUCUGUGUUCCCACUACUGAUAAUUUUCCUGUGGAAGAAUUUUAGUGUUUUUUUUUUUCUAUUUCAUUUUAAUGAGAGCAUUAUGUUAAAUGUACAAUUAAGACAAAGCUACAAAACUCUGACUUUUGUUCAAAGUAUUGAAGAUUAUUGUUUAUGUGGCAUUUUUAAAUAGGGACAUCGUUUGAAUGUUUGUGUAACUGAUGGCUUUUCUAUAAUGUAACUUUGGAAUGUUCAGGUGUUACAUCUGCAAAAUUUUAACUUUGAAAAACCACGUUCUUCUUCCCUUUUAUUAUUUGGGCCACACCGUCUACUUAUAUAGGUGCCAACUUUUAAUUCUUUUAAAUGGAAUAUUUGCCAUUGUCCCUAUUGGUACCUGAUUUGUCUGGAAAUUUUUGAGAUCUUGAUAACAAAACAGACUACACAGAUAUACAUAAAAUGACAGAGAAAUUGUACCACUUGUGUAAAAAGUUCCUGCUUUCUUGCUCACUCCCUCAGCCCUCACGUAGGCAGCCUUUUCCAGUCCUUGUGGCUGACAUGGAAAAGUGACAGUAUUCAUUUGAGAACAGGGAUGUCAGUCAUAGACAUCAUAAAAUCGGGACCUCCCUGCUGAACCAUUCGCUGAGUGACAACCGAGUCUAUUCCAUGUCAUUCUGUUUACUUAGCAUUUGCACUACACAUGUUGAGUGUAUGCUUUAUUUAUUUGUAGUUGGAAACCCCACAUCUGACAGCUGAGAGUAGACAAAUACAACAUUUUGCCUAAUGGCGUUCACUAACAUGGAAGAGUUGUGAAAAUUCCGGAAUGUUGUAAAUCCUUGUCGUACACUAUGACAGACACCGUCAUUACAGUCCCACCAGGAGCCACUCUGCUAUACGUAGAAAUAACGUCACAAGUAGUUUCCUAAUAUGCGAUGCAGGCAAAUGUUCUGCCCUCUGAAUACUUGAAGAAAUGGUAUUAUACAUAGAAGCCUAUUAUACCUUUUCACAAUCUUAUCACAACUUUGCCGUUAAAAGGGAAAAAGACACAGGCAAUGAGUGGUGGGAUAGUAAAGGGACUUAGAGUGUAUGAAUGAGUUGAUUUCACUUUUUUGGAAUUUGAUGAAGUUGACAGUAGACACUGAUUGGAUGAUUAAGCUUAAGUUAAUCUCCACUGUGAUAAAAACUUAAAUAAUAAACAUGAUUUAAAAUAGAGAAGUGUUGUUGGAAUAAAAUUUUUAUCCAGAUUAUAUUUCACAAUAUUUUAUAUACAUGUCCAUUAUAAACAUGUUUCUGAGAAAAGUCUCUCAACUUUUGUAUGUGUAUAUGAGUGUGAAAACAAUGUAUUAAAUGUGAGAUUGUUGUUAUAUUAUUAAACAGAGGGAUUUAACUUACCAAGUACAUCAAACCUGGAUCUUAAAAUUCUGUCCAAGAAUUAAGAAUGUUAAGUCUAGGUAUUUACUGAUCACUGUUGUUUUUUUCUAGUAAGCUUAUUGUUAGCCAGUUUUGGUAAAUAGAGUGAUUUUAAAUUUUUCACACUUGGGCUAGAUUCUCUAAUAAAGUAAAGUUUUCAAGAAGGU